Messenger RNA from Macrosteles quadrilineatus (aster leafhopper), 1887 nucleotides. RefSeq lists its product as uncharacterized. Gene Ontology annotation, molecular function: ubiquitin conjugating enzyme binding; ubiquitin protein ligase activity. Lineage: Eukaryota; Metazoa; Arthropoda; Insecta; Hemiptera; Cicadellidae. The transcript is spliced from 4 exons. Gene Ontology annotation, biological process: proteasome-mediated ubiquitin-dependent protein catabolic process; multicellular organism development. The record is from RefSeq and is a predicted model, not a curated record. The coding region runs from base 129 to 1625 and encodes 498 amino acids. Gene Ontology annotation, cellular component: cytoplasm.
AGAGCCCCGGGCGCUCCUAACCAGGUGAAGGCCUCGCCUUGACGCGACCGCCACUACAUGCAUUGAGAUACGAGUCCGACACACGUCCACAUCUACUGCUUAUGUACUGACCCAGUGACAGAGACGUGAUGGUCGGAGGAGGAGGAGGUAACUGUGAAGAGCAUCAGUCUCCAGCAGUGAGGGUGUGUGACGUCACCAAGCCAGCAGACGGUGGCUCCUGCGGCUUCCAUCUGACCCGGACCAAGUGGGACCCGUACCCCUGGGUGUGCGGCGUGGACGAGGGCUCGCCUGCGGGGGUGGCGGGACUGCGGGUGGGCGACUGUGUGCUGGAGGUGAACGGCGAGGAUGUCCUGGGACUGCGAGUGUCGGACAUUGCCGCUAGGGUGCGACACAGGGCAGACACUGUCACUAUGCUGCUGUGGAACUCCGGCGUCGACCCUCACUGUGACCCUGAGUCUCUAUGCUGUGGCCCGAUGCCCACCAGUCUCCAGCGACUGUCCUCUUGUAUGACAUCUAUCCUCGCCACACUAGAGUGUCCGGUGUGUCUGGACACUAUACCUCCGCCAGCUCACCAGUGCUGUAAUGGUCACCUGGUGUGUGUGAGGUGUCGUCUACAGACUGAGAGAUGUCCCGUCUGCAGGGCGAGGCUCGGACGAGGCCGUAGUCUGUUGGCUGACAAGGUGUACAACUCCUUGACGGAUGCCUUUCUCCUGAGGGACGAGCCGCCAGAGACACGGUCCUCCAAGAUGAGGCAACGACUCACUGGAAAGAAGAAGAUCCCCGAGAUUAAAAGACCCGUCGCGGAGGUGAAACCGAACGUCAACCCUCCCAAAAACAAAUUUCUCACUAGGAUUUUAGGAAAAUCGUCCUCAGUGGAAAAUCUGUCGUCAAACACGAAAUCCUCAAACUUUUUAUCAGUCGAUUCAACGUUAAACUCUAAUAUGAAAGCCAAGUCUUUGUCAAGCAACGAGAUCUUUAACCAGCUGAGUCCCGCGGUCUCGCAGUCUUCUAUUCCGACCACGAACACUGCGGACAUCGGGUUCUCGUCAUCUCGCUCAUACCAGGGCUCGUACGAAUCUCUGGCCCAGCGGGUGAUGACAGACUUCGGCGAGGUGGAGGUGGCCGACGACGGAGCCUCAUACGUGUGUCCUGCGUCCUAUGGAUGUUCCGCACAGCUGAGGAGGACUGCUGUGUUCCGACACCUACAAGACUGUCACUCAGGUCCUCUGGUGCAAUUCUUCACACCCACCGUCGUCCUGGACCUACCUCUACGUCUGCCUGAGGACGCACUCAUCACUAUAUCCAGUGAUGCAAAUGUAUACUUCCUGAAAAUCGUACCCAAAGACCAAUCAGAUUACCUCGUUUGGAUGUGGGUUCUAGGUGGUAAGUUCAACUCGGAGGCGUUGAAACUCGUGUUGACUCUAAAGUCUGACGAUGCCGAUUCACCAGAGCUAAUCUUCAAAUCAGCCGUUCACUCUCUGGUCAAUACUAGCUGGACUGAGAUUGUCGAUGGAAACAAAGCAGUGUUACUGAAGCAAGAGACUAUAGAUGCAACAUUUGAAAACCAUAGAGUAAAACUGCAAGUGAAUGUUUCAUCAAAAGCUACACAGGCUACAGCUGUCUGACAUAAUUACUGGCCAUGAAACUGCAAAUCAUAACUAUCUUGUUGAAAAACGUUCGUCUAUAAAAUAUUUCCAAAUAUUUUAAAAACGAAAAACUUUCUUUAUUUUCACGGUUACCGUAAUGACGAAUAACAUGUUUUAAAUAGGAAACUGUGAUAUAAUUUAUUAUGUUUGUAUGAAAAUAUGUAUGAUUUAUUGAUGGAAAUGAUUCAGUUAAUAUUACUUUUAAAUUGUAAUUUAUUUUGUUAUUAAAAAACCUGUGUUA